AUUAAAUAAAACUUACAUAAAUAAUUAAAUACAACUUUAUAAAUUCACAUUUUCACAUUAACCUGCUCCCCCUUUCUUCUUCACAACUCUGUUUCUUCCUUUCUUUCUCCUCUUCCUCCAUUGAUGACCUUUCACUACUAAAAGCUUUUAACUUUGAUCAACUUUUUGAACUUUCAUGCAAAAAUCUUAGAAAUGAAAUUGUGAACACAAUAACUGCUUAAAGUUACAAUCUUUCCUGCUUUUAGAACAUACCCACCAAAUUUUUUUCACUCAUCACUUGUUUAACAGUACAAAGGGUUUUGGUUUCAAGUUUCAACCCUUUUUCUGGUUUUUGCUCCAAAGUCAUACAUGAUAGCCAGCUCCUUCAACAAUGCUGAUUCUAUGUUUUCAAAUGAAGAAGGGAUAGAUGUUAGAAAGAUGAUGGGACAUAAAAGGAGCCUUUGUUCCGUUGAUCAAAGCAAUUAUAACUCUAUUGCUUCUAAAAAGCAAAAGCCUGAUUUAUCGAUCAGCACUAAGGAUAGGAAGGAAAAGCUCGGUGAACGAAUUGUUGCUCUUCAACAGCUUGUUUCACCAUAUGGAAAGACAGAUACAUCUUCUGUUCUAAAGGAGGCGAUGGACUACAUAGAGUUCCUUCAUAAACAACUGCUUAGUGCUCCUUACCUCGAAACUUCACCAGCCGCCCAGAUGCAGGGUACAGAGUCAUGCAGCAGCCUGAGGAGUAGAGGGUUAUGUCUUGUUCCUGUCUCAUUUACUAUUGGAGUUGCUGAGGGCAAUGGUGCAGACAUCUGGGCACCAAUCAAGACCACUUCACCUAAACAUGAGAACGAUGUCUCGCAAAUUCAGUGAUUAAUUUUGUUAGCUUAGUAGCCUUAAGGUUGCCAAGUUGCUAAACCAGUCUAUUAGCAUUAAAAUUUAUCAUCUAUAGAUGGAAUCAUAGUAGUAGCUAAAAUAGUCAUAAGCUUUAAGAACCCUUCUAUUAAGAAGCUUUCCCAUGCCUUAAUAAUUUUAAACCGGUGAUGGUAAGCUUUUAAGUACAUCAUAUGGAUUCAAUUCUAUGUGCUGAUUAUCAAGUGUAUAUUUCAAUAUUCUUGCUGUUUAAUGAAUGAUUCCAUGUACUGAUUAGCUUAAUGAAAUUCAGUUUCUAUGAUUUUUUCA
Trifolium pratense (red clover) is the source of this 1155-nucleotide messenger RNA. Its product is annotated as transcription factor bHLH153-like. The transcript has 6 exons. The record is from RefSeq and is a predicted model, not a curated record. Lineage: Eukaryota; Viridiplantae; Streptophyta; Magnoliopsida; Fabales; Fabaceae. Gene Ontology annotation, biological process: regulation of transcription by RNA polymerase II. Gene Ontology annotation, cellular component: nucleus. Gene Ontology annotation, molecular function: RNA polymerase II cis-regulatory region sequence-specific DNA binding; protein dimerization activity; DNA-binding transcription factor activity, RNA polymerase II-specific. Bases 349 to 846 code for a protein of 165 amino acids.